GCCACAGGUGUUGGCUGUGGCAGCUGUGUGGCCGGUGUCGCUGUGUCAGCUGUGUGCCCCGUGCCGAGUCUUGUCUCCGCGGUCGCCGUGGGGAGUGGAGCACUUUUUAUAGUCCUGCGGUGGCUUUGAUCUGGAGCCGUCAGGACACUGGAGUGUGAAGUCUGUGAAGUGUAACACUUUUCAGUCUCCCCAAGGUUCGACCUGUUUGACUACCCUGCGUGUGGUAGCGCACGUGGUACGGUUCCCCACACGUGGACCAAAGCCACACGGCGCUCAGGUUGUCGACUCGCCCACUCCAGCGACGAUGCUGCUGUCCCUGUACAGCCGGAUGAUGCGGGCACACCCGGCCAAGACCCAGAUCCUGACCACGGGAAGCCUGAUGCUCGCCGGCGACGUCAUCGCCCAGAAAGCCAUCGAGAAGAGAGAGUCCCUCGACGUCGUCCGGGCAGCUCGCUUCUUCGUGCUGGGCGUCGGCUUCGUCGGACCCACCAUCCGCACCUGGUUUGUGGUCCUGGAGCGCGUCUUCGGCGCGCGCGGAGGCGUCCUCAAGAAGGUGCUCGUCGAUCAGCUCCUCUUCAGCCCGGUGUUUUUGGCCGGCUUCCUGACGUGCCUGGGCUUCCUCCAGCGGCGGCCCUGGUCGGACACCAAGCAGAUGCUGCGAAAAGACUACGUGCCCAUCCUGACCACGGGGUACAUGCUGUGGCCGGCCGCGCAGUUGGUCAACUUCCACCUGGUGCCUCUGCCCUACCGGCUGCCAUUCACCAGCGGAGUCGGCCUCGUCUGGAACACUUACCUCGCGUGGAAGGCCAACAAAACGCCAUCCACGUGACCGCACCUUCACACGACCGGGCACGCGAAUGCCGGCGUGAGCACGACGCACGGUGGGCGGACUGCGCUAGGCCUGUAGAGGGAA
Ixodes scapularis (black-legged tick) is the source of this 913-nucleotide messenger RNA. Its product is annotated as protein Mpv17-like. Gene Ontology annotation, cellular component: cytoplasm; membrane. NCBI's taxonomy places the organism in Eukaryota, Metazoa, Arthropoda, Arachnida, Ixodida, Ixodidae. The record is from RefSeq and is a predicted model, not a curated record. Bases 305 to 829 code for a protein of 174 amino acids. The transcript has a single exon.